AUGGACUCCAAAUCCACUAGUGGUUAUGUAUCUACUCUCAGAGGGGCAGUCGUAUGUUGGAAAUCUUCCAAGCAAACGUGUAUAUUAAGAUCAAUGAUGAAAUCUGAGUUUAUUACUUUGGAUAAAGAAACUGAAGAAGUUGAAUGGCGUCGCCAGUUCAUUGAGGAUAUUCCACGUUGGCCAAGACCUAUGCCUGCUAUCUGUAUUCAUUGUGAUAACCAAUUGGCGAUUAGACGGGCACAUAAUGUCCGUAAGCCACCAAAGAAUUUUCGACAAUCCUUUGUUCCCAGCAAGGAUUUGAAGAAACUUCUGGACUUGCCAGUCCAUAAAAGGAAAGCGCCUACACUUCUCAAUUUUAUUCCAACAUACAAGUCAACGUUGCCUGACGUCCCGAAAAGGAAGAAGAAAAGUCUUUCUCCACCAUCUGCCACAACUCCAUUGGCUGCAUCCACAUCACGAACAGACCAAGGAUCAACCUCUGAUCCAGCUGAUCAGCCAUCAACUUCGGUUCCAUACUUGAUCCCAAUACCGGAACGAAAACGUCGGCGAAGACUUGUCCUAGCUGCCGAGAUGGGUCGCUCAAAACCAAUUGCCAAAGAUCUUCUUGCCAAUCUUCCAACUGAUAUUGAUGCUCAACCAAUUCCAACCCAACCUCCACGAAAACUGAAAAGAGUGAAGAAGGCUCAGCCAAAGGCUAAAGUAACUCAGGCUGAGUCUGAGGACACUUUACCAAUUGCUAUGUUGACUGAGAGUGACAAACCGCCACUUUCUGCUGGGAAGAGUUGCUCUAAGUCUCAACCAUCUGAAUCUACAAAAUCGAAGAGGCCGAGGUCAGCCUCUGCAACGACCUCGGGGUCAAAAAAACCUGAUCCCCCCUGGGCCCCAGAAAUCACUCUUAAAGACAAGCCUGUUAUGGCUAGUGAUAGUGCCGAUGACAUAAAUGUCGGCGUUGCCCUGAGCACUGCUCUGCUUCUUCCAGGAGAUCUGGAGCGAAACGCCGAGCUCAGCGAGUACGAGAAUUACACUCUGAUGUUUCAGAGAUCUGCCAUCCAACAUGUGCAUUCUUUCUCUAUGCAAUCUUUCGAAAAUCGGGAGAAGUUGGCCGAGAUGAAGAGGGAGUUUUCUAUCCUUCAAAAAACCAACAAGGGCCUCCAGUCAAAAAUGAAGAAGUUGGAGGACCAGGCCGAAGCUGCCAUUAAAGCCCAAAAUGAAGCCGAAAAAAAGGCUGAGUCUACCGAGGCCAUCAGAAAGGUUGCCGAAGCUCAAAAGAAGGAGGCCGAGGAGAAAACAGCUCAAGCCGAGAAGGAGCUUCAGGAGGCCCUGGCCACCAAAGAUGCCGAAAUAAAAGCUGCCGAUGAAAAGGCAUACGAACAAGGCAUGGUCGAUGUUACGGAAGCCUAUGAAGCACAAGUCAGGCAGCUUAAUGUUCCUGAGGAUUCGCCUCUGAGAAAGGCCGACGCCAUUCCUCUUCCUUUUCCUUUUCCUCUACCUCUAUCAGCUCAAUCUGAUACUGAAUCUAGGUCUGAGUCUGAGGAUGAUAAUGAGGAUGAAGGUGAAGCCUUGGUGAGGAAGCCCAAAGAUGCUGAUGUGGUCAAGUCUCCUCCUCAGUUUGAGCAAGUCCUAGACUUAACCCAAUCUGAAGAGGUUGAGGAGGUGCCCAAGGAAGACAUUCCAGAGCAUGUAUCAUCCGAGGUUCCUCUAGCCGACAAAAGCAUUGACGAAACACUUGCCCAAAUUGAUUCUGAGAUCGCGGCAGAAAAGGCAGCCGAGGUAUCUUCCCAACAAUCAUCUGAACCUCAGACUCAACCAACUGCUACGGUUGAGGAAUCUUAG
This is a messenger RNA of Camellia sinensis, 1833 nucleotides long. The record is from RefSeq and is a predicted model, not a curated record. NCBI's taxonomy places the organism in Eukaryota, Viridiplantae, Streptophyta, Magnoliopsida, Ericales, Theaceae.